Molecule: messenger RNA, 631 nt
Organism: Sardina pilchardus (European sardine)
Lineage: Eukaryota; Metazoa; Chordata; Actinopteri; Clupeiformes; Clupeidae
Product: C-X-C motif chemokine 11-6-like
Exons: 4
Coding region: 62-346 (94 amino acids)
Biological process (GO): immune response; defense response; chemotaxis
Cellular component (GO): extracellular region
Molecular function (GO): chemokine activity
Source: RefSeq, a predicted model, not a curated record
UUCACCGCCUCACUCUGAUACAACAGCUGAGAAAGCAGACAGACCAUCACCCAUCUCAACAAUGAAGUCAGCAGCUCUCCUCGCACUUCUGGCCGUCCUGCUCUUCGUAGACGUGAGAGGGCAACGGGAUUCUGCGGGAAGAUGCAAGUGCCUGGAUGCAGGGGUCAAUGCCAUCCGCCCAAACCGCAUUGAGAGGCUCGAGGUGCUUCCUGCCUCCGCCUCAUGCCCCAACAUGGAAAUCAUUGUCACUCUCAAGGAGAAUGGUGGAGAAAAGUGCCUGAAUCCAGAGAGCAAGCUUGCCAUAAAUUUUGUCAAGAGAGCUAUCAAAAAGAGGAGUACACAGUAAAUUCCAUUGGAUCUCUCUCUGAUUCUAGAGGCAGCUAUAUGAAAACGCACUUUCUUUCUAAGAGCAAAACAUGGAGACUCCUAAUUGUUCUAUAACAUGGAUAUUAUAUCAGAGUACUUUUGUAUUUAUUUGCAUGUUAUGUUUGGGAUAUGUGUUCCUGUGUCUGUUUGAAAGGUUAUUUACAUUUGUUAAUUGUUAAUUGUGACGCUUUUGAAGAUAUCUAUACUUAAAGCUGAAAUAAUUCAUACCGUGCUAAACUGAUAUGUAUUGAUUAUGUUGUAUAUA